AUGCCACCUGUCAGUGUCCAUCAGUGCCAGCUGUCAGUGCUCAUCAAUGCCACCUGCCAGUGCCCAUCAGUGCCACAUCAAUGCCAUAUUUCAGUGCCUACCAGUUCACAUCAAUGCCACAUAUCAGUGCCCAUCUGAGCUGCCUUUCAGUGUCACCCAUCAGUGCCAGUCAGUGCCACCUAUCAAUGCCAGUCAGCGCCACCUAUCAGUGCUGCCAAUCAGUUCCACCUAUCAGUGCCAAUCAGUUCCACCUAUCAGUGCCCGUCAUCAGUGCACCUAACAGUGCCAGUCAGUGCCGCCUAUCAGUGCCAGUCAGUGCCGCC
Messenger RNA from Staurois parvus, 323 nucleotides. The record is from the annotation of a GenBank genome assembly. NCBI's taxonomy places the organism in Eukaryota, Metazoa, Chordata, Amphibia, Anura, Ranidae.